AUGCGAGCAACUCAAAGUCGGCAGAAAUCCUACGCCGAUAAGAGGAAGAGGCCACUCGAGUUUGAGGCUGGUGACCAUGUAUUUCUCAGGGUUACACCUACAGCAGGCAUAGGGAGAGCUCUGAAAUCGAGGAAGUUGACCCCUCGAUUCAUUAGCCCCUAUCAGAUUACAAGAAGGAUCGGACCAGCCGCGUACGAGAUUGCCUUGCCACCACACUUGGCAAAUCUGCACAACGUCUUCCAUGUUUCACAACUGAGGAAAGACGUGGCAGAUCCUAGUCAUGUGCUGGAGCAGGAUGAUGUCCAGGUGCGUGAGGAUCUGACUAUGGGAGUUGGACCAGUGAGAAUCUUGGAUUCUCAAGUGAAGCAGCUCAAAGGGAAGGAGAUCGGAACGGUGAAGGUGCUCUGGGAUGAGGCAACUCAGGAAAUGACAUGGGAGAUGGAGGAUGUCAUGAGGAAGUCUUACCCUCAUCUUUUCGCUGGUUCUCUUUUUCGAGGACGAAAAAUUCUAAAGGUAGGAGUAAUGUAA
This is a messenger RNA of Vigna unguiculata (cowpea), 528 nucleotides long. RefSeq lists its product as uncharacterized. Lineage: Eukaryota; Viridiplantae; Streptophyta; Magnoliopsida; Fabales; Fabaceae. The record is from RefSeq and is a predicted model, not a curated record.